Molecule: messenger RNA, 5128 nt
Organism: Arvicola amphibius (Eurasian water vole)
Lineage: Eukaryota; Metazoa; Chordata; Mammalia; Rodentia; Cricetidae
Gene: Rrbp1
Product: ribosome binding protein 1
Exons: 25
Coding region: 253-4632 (1459 amino acids)
Biological process (GO): protein transport
Cellular component (GO): endoplasmic reticulum membrane
Source: RefSeq, a predicted model, not a curated record
CGUUCGCCAGCUCCGAGGCAGAAAGUGCCACGACUCCACACGCGCGCACGCAGCCAGCGAGCGGCCAGAGCGGACGGCGGACGGGGCGGACGGCGCCGGGGUCGCGGUGUGUGCAGCUGCUCAGGGGUGGCUUCUCGGCGGAGGCUCGGCCGGCUCCUCUCUCGCGGUUCCGCGGCGGCGGCGGCGGCUGCUCUUGCCCUCUCGCUCUCCCUCUCGCGUCUCCCGCUGCAGGUGGAAAGCAAGCCAGCCAAGAUGGAUAUCUACGACACUCAGACCUUGGGGGUUGUGGUCUUUGGCGGAUUUAUGGUUGUUUCUGCCAUUGGUAUCUUCCUGGUGUCAACCUUCUCCAUGAAGGAGACAUCGUAUGAAGAAGCACUUGCCAACCAGCGCAAGGAGAUGGCUAAAACUCACCACCAGAAAGGCGAGAAGAAAAAGAAGGAGAAGACUGUGGAGAAGAAAGGAAAGACCAAGAAAAAGGAAGAAAAACCUAAUGGGAAGAUACCUGACCAUGACCUGGAUCCCAACGUGACCAUCAUCCUCAAGGAACCAGUGCGUGUACCUGCUAUGGCUGUGGCUCCAACUUCAGUCCAUUCGUCUAUGGGCCAUACCCCUGUAGCCACAGUACCAGCUAUGCCUCAAGAAAAGCUGGCCUCCUCCCCUAAGGACAAAAAGAAGAAGGAGAAAAAAGUGGCAAAGGUUGAGCCAGCAGUCAGUUCUAUUGUGAAUUCCAUCCAAGUUCUUGCUUCAAAGUCUGCCAUCUUGGAAGCAACACCCAAGGAGGUGCCUAUGGUGGCUGUACCCCCAGUGGGCUCUAAGGCCAGUGUUCCUGCCACCAGCAGUCAGGGCAAGAAGGGGGAGGGAGCACAGAACCAAACCAAGAAGGGGGAUGGGGCCCAGAACCAAUCUAAGAAGGGGGAUGGGGCCCAGAACCAAGCCAAGAAGGGAGAGGGAGCCCAGAACCAAACUAAGAAGGGGGAGGGGGCCCAGAACCAGGCCAAAAAGGGGGAUGGGGCUCAGAACCAAGCUAAGAAGGGGGAGGGGGCCCAGAACCAGGCCAAAAAGGGGGAUGGGGCCCAGAACCAAGCUAAGAAGGGGGAGGGAGCCCAGAACCAGGCCAAGAAGGGAGAUGGGGCUCAGAACCAAGCUAAGAAGGGAGAAGGGGCUCAGAACCAGGCCAAGAAAGGGGGAGAAGGGGCCCAAAAUCAGGGCAAAAAGGAAACAAACCAAAAUCAAUCUAAGAAAGGUGAGGGAGGCCAGAACCAAGCCAAGAAGGGGGAAGGGGCUCAGAACCAGACCAAGAAGGGGGAAGGACCCCAGAACCAGGGCAAGAAGGGAGAAGCAACUCAAAACCAGGGCAAAAAAAUGGAAGGAGCUCAGAACCAAGGCAAGAAGACAGAAGGAACCCCAAACCAAGGCAAGAAGGGAGAAGGGGCUCAAAACCAGGCCAAAAAUUUAGAAGGCUCUCCUAACCAAGGAAAAAAGGCAGAGGGGGCCCAGAACCAGGGCAAGAAAGGAGAGGGGGCCCAGAACCAGGGCAAGAAAGGAGAGGGGGCCCAGAACCAGGGCAAGAAAGGAGAGGGGGCCCAGAACCAGGGCAAGAAAGGAGAGGGGGCCCAGAACCAGGGUAAGAAAGGAGAGGAGGCCCAGAACCAGGGUAAGAAAGGAGAGGGAGCUCAGAACCAGGGUAAGAAAGGAGAAGGAUCUCCCAACCAGAGCACAAAAGUUGAGGUUAUACAAAACCAGGGCAGAAAGGUAGAAGGAACCCCAAACCAGGGCAAGAAAAUGGAGGGGGCCCAGAACCAGGGUAAAAAGGGGGAAGGGGCCCAAAACCAGGGGAAAAAAGGGGAAGGGCCUCAAAACCAGGGCAAAAAGGCAGAAGGGGCCCAAAGUCAGGGCAAGAAAGGGGAGGGCACCCAGAAUCAGGGCAAAAAGGGGGAUGGAAACCCCAACCAAGGCAAGAAGGGGGAAGGGGCUCCCAACCAGAGUAGAAAGACUGAUGCAGUUGCUAAUCAGGGCACAAAGACAGAAGGUGUCUCAAACCAAGGAAAAAAGGCAGAGGGGGCCCCCGGGAAUCAGGCCAAAAAGGUAGAUGAGUCCCCCAAUCAGGCCAAAAAGGUAGACACAGCUGCCAAUCAGGGUAAAAAGUCAGAGUCGGCUCCUGCCCAGGGUAAAAAUGCAGGAAUGGUCCAGAGCCAGGAGGCACCAAAGCAAGAGGCUCCUGCAAAGAAGAAGUCUGGUUCAAAGAGAAAAGGCGAGCCUGGAACCCAAGAUUGCGACAGCCCUCUCUUCCUGCCCUACAAGACGCUGGUUUCCACAGUUGGAAGCAUGGUGUUUAAUGAGGGUGAAGCCCAACGGCUUAUUGAGAUCCUCUCUGAGAAGACUGGAGUUACUCAGGACACUUGGCAUAAGGCCACACAGAAGGGUGACCCUGUAGCAAUUCUGAAACGCCAGCUAGAAGAGAAAGAAAAGCUGCUAGCCACGGAGCAAGAGGAUGCGGCUGUCGCCAAGAGCAAACUAAGGGAACUCAACAAGGAGAUGGCUUCAGAGAAGGCCAAAGCUGCAGCUGGGGAGGCCAAGGUGAAGAAGCAGCUGGUAGCUCGGGAGCAGGAGAUCGCAGCUGUGCAGGCACGAAUGCAGGCCAGCUACCAGGACCAUGUGAAGGAGGUGCAGCAGCUGCAGGGCAAGAUCCGGACUCUUCAGGAGCAGCUGGAGAAUGGCCCCAACACCCAGCUGGCCCGCCUACAGCAGGAGAACUCCAUCUUGAGGGAUGCCUUGAACCAGGCCACCAGCCAGGUGGAAAGCAAGCAGAACACAGAACUGGCAAAGCUCAGACAGGAGCUUAGCAAGGUCAACAAGGAGCUAGUGGAGAAGUCAGAGGCCUCCCGGCAGGAGGAGCAACAGCGAAAAGCUCUGGAAGCCAAGGCAGCCACCUUUGAGAAGCAGGUCCUACAACUGCAGGCAUCCCAUAAAGAGAGUGAAGAGGCUCUGCAGAAGCGCCUUGAGGAGGUCACCCGGGAGCUGUGCAAAGCACAGACUAGCCAUGCCAGCCUCCGGGCAGAUGCAGAGAAGGCCCAGGAACAGCAGCAGCGGGUAGCAGAGCUGCACAGCAAAUUACAGUCCUCUGAGGUAGAAGUGAAAAGCAAGUGUGAGGAGCUGAGUAAUCUCCACGGGCAGCUCCAGGAUGCCAAGGCAGAGAACUUACAGCUCACAGAGAGGAUCCGUUCCAUCGAGACACUUCUGGGAGCAGGCCAGGCCCAAAUCACCCAGGCCAGCCAAGCUGAGGUGGACCAGCAGCAGACUCGUCUCAAGGAGCUGGAGUCACAGGUGUCGUGUCUGGAGAAGGAGACCAGUGAGCUCAAGGAGGCCAUGGAGCAGCAGAAAGGGAAGAACAAUGACCUCAGAGAAAAGAACUGGAAGGCCAUGGAGGCACUGGCCUUAGCUGAGCGGGCCUGUGAGGAGAAGCUGCGCUCCCUGACCCAAGCCAAGGAGGAAUCAGAAAAGCAGCUCCAUUUGGCUGAGGCCCAGACCAAGGAGGUUCUUCUGGCUUUGCUCCCAGACCUCUCCAUCUCAGCACAUCAGAACUAUGCUGAAUGGCUGCGGGAAGUCAAAGAGAAGGGCUCUGAGCUGCUAAAGAAACCGCCUGCCUCCCUAGAGCCCUCCUUGGACAUAGUCUCCAAGUUGAGGGAGGCCGAAGAGACCCAGAACUCCUUGCAGGCUGAGUGUGACCAGUACCGCACCAUCCUGGCAGAGACGGAGGGUAUGCUCAAAGAUCUGCAGAAGAGCGUGGAGGAGGAAGAGCGCGUGUGGAAGGCCAAGGUGGGGGCAGCUGAAGAGGAGCUCCAGAAGUCACGGGUCACAGUGAAACAUCUGGAAGACAUUGUAGAGAAGCUAAAAGGAGAACUUGAAAACUCAGAUCAGGUGAGGGAGCACACUUCACUUCUGGAAGCGGAGCUGGAGAAGCACAUGGCAGCUGCCAGUGCAGAGUGCCAGAAUUAUGCCCAGGAGGUGGCAGGGUUGAGGCAGCUUCUGUUAGAUUCUCAGUCUCAGCUGGAUGAAGCCAAGAGUGAAGCUCAGAAACAAAGCGCUGAGCUUGCCCUGGUCAGGCAGCAGUUGAGUGACAUGAAGAGCCACGUAGAGGAUGGUGACGUGGCUGGGUCUCCAGCUGUCCCUCCAGCCGAGCAGGACCCUAUGAAGCUGAAAACACAGCUGGAGCAGACAGAGGCCAUCCUGGAGGAUGAGCAAACACAGCGGCAGAAGCUCACAAUUGAGUUUGAAGAGGCUCAGAGCACAGCCUAUCGGUUACAGGAAGAGCUGGAGAAGCUCCGCGCUGCUUUCCCCCUGGAGUCUUCAGGAGUAGAAGAGGUCACACAGCUGAAGGAGAGACUAGAAAAAGAGAAGAGGUUAACAAGUGACCUGGGGCGUGCCGCCACCAAGCUUCAAGAACUUCUGAAGACGACCCAGGAGCAGCUGACAAAAGAGAGGGACACAGUGAAGAAGUUGCAAGAACAGCUGGAAAAAGCAGGUCCCAUCAGUCCCUCUGCAUGCACCCCCUGGUCCCUGGAGUCAGCUCUGGGCCUCUCUGAAGGUCUGGAGGAGGAUGGUAGCAGCUCCAAGGAGGGAACCUCUGUCUGAGUCUCCUCGGCAAACUGUUCAACUUACCAAAAUGCCUUACACAUUCCUUACAAAUAAACCAACCAACACAGCGUUAUCCAGGCCCAACUUCCAGUGAAGCCAUUGGAGACAAGUCUCAGAACCACAGAAAGAAAUCUUCCAGACCCCCAGUCUGUAAAAGAACCUUUGUCACAUUUGAUAAACACUAUUCCCGGGAGCAGCCCUGGACCACCUCGAGCAGACGCCAAAGCCCUCAUCAACGCUGACAGACCGGGGUGUGCUGGGAGUCCAGAACGCUCGGGAUUUAUGUCAAUCAGUGCAAUUGUCUGUAUUUCUCAGUGGGGCCGGGUCGGGGAGCAACAGGCCAGGUGGUGAGUUCUCAGAGGCUGCUGAGCAGACUGGAGGGCUUCAGCCCAGCCCAGCAAAGCUGCAGCCCUCACCCCUGGAAGUUGCCAAGCAGAACUGACAUGUGACUGCCUGGAUGUCAAUGCCAUUAAAACCAACGUGUUGCCCGGCA